Messenger RNA from Oppia nitens, 2587 nucleotides. It is a transcript of the gene Sema1a, whose product is annotated as semaphorin-1A-like. The transcript has 3 exons. Bases 281 to 2350 code for a protein of 689 amino acids. Gene Ontology annotation, molecular function: chemorepellent activity; semaphorin receptor binding. Gene Ontology annotation, biological process: positive regulation of cell migration; semaphorin-plexin signaling pathway; negative chemotaxis. Lineage: Eukaryota; Metazoa; Arthropoda; Arachnida; Sarcoptiformes; Oppiidae. The record is from RefSeq and is a predicted model, not a curated record.
AUAUAAGAAAUGAUUUUGCAUUGAAUGUGAUUUGUUGUGAACUAUAAUCAAUUGAUUUAUUGUUUUGUAUUGUAUUUUCAAAUCAAUUGUAUAUUAAUUGUGUUUUAGUUGUGAUUAUAAUGAAUUUAGUGAUGAAUGGAUUGUUUAAAAAUGAUAUAAUAAUUGGGUUUAGUUUGACUUAAUUUACAUCUACAACAACAACAACCAACCAUUUGGUGAUUAUGACCUGAAACCAAAUCACAUGAGUUAUCACUCAAAUCGGUGACCAAUUUGUGUGACAAUGUAUUCAUCAUUAAUAGUGAUAUUGCUAUCAAUGACUUGUGGCCUGUCUUCAGGCCUUUGGACAGACAAUCAGAUACCAAAGCGACGCAUCAGUCAACUGAAGGAAUCGGAUGUUCAGAGGUUUUUGGGGAAUGAGACGGAUUCAGAUCACUUCAAACUUCUUGAACAGGACGGAGACUCAGUUCUUGUGGGCGCAACUAAUAUCGUCUAUAAUAUUAGUCUUUUGACACUUAAUGAGAAUAAGAGACUCCAAUGGUAUAGCAGUGAUGAUGACAUUAAAAUGUGUAAAUAUAAAGGAAAGUCGGAUGAAUUGUGUCAAAAUUAUAUAAGAGUUUUAUCAAAGAGAUCAGCAAACGGUCUGUUUGUAUGCGGAACUAAUGCUUUCAAACCAAAGUGUAGACAAUAUGUGGAAAAUAGUUUAGAGUUUGAAUUAGUUAAAGAACUUUCGGGUGAAGGUCUUUGUCCUUACGAUCCGACACACCUGUCGACGGCAACCUUCGUGGACGACAGUCUAUAUGUUGCUACUGUUGCCGGCUUUAAUGGUGCCGAUCCUCUCAUAUAUCGAUUGCCACUAAGGACUGAACAGUUCAAUCCAAAACAUUUAAACGCGCCCAGUUUUGUCAACUCAUUCUCUCACCAACAAAAUGUAUAUUUCUUCUUCAGAGAGACAGCCGUUGAAUAUAUGAAUUGUGGGAAAUCGAUAUACUCGAGAGUAGCCAGAGUUUGUUCCAAUGACAAGGGAGGACCCCAUAAAUUUCGCAACCAUUGGACUACUUUUCAAAAGGCACGACUCAACUGUUCAAUUCCUGGAGAUUUUCCUUUCUAUUUCAAUGAAAUACAAUCGACAACAUCAUUGGUAAAAGGCAUAUAUGGCGGACAUAACGCACAAAUCAUAUACGGAGUAUUUACUACUCCAUCAAAUAGUAUCAGUGGUUCAGCUGUAUGUGCAUUCAAAAUGGAUGACAUCCACAAAGCAUUUGACGGUUCAUUCAAAGGUCAGGAAGCUAUUGAUUCAAAUUGGCUUCCGGUGCCAUCAUCUAAAGUGCCCGAACCCAGACCUGGUCUCUGUGUCAAUGAUUCGCGACAAUUGCCUGAUAUGACACUCAAUUUUCAUAAAGAGCAUACAUUAAUGGAUAUGGCUGUACCUGCGUUUUGGAGCUCACCAAUUGUAGUGCAAACUAGUUUCAAGUAUCGGUUCACCCAAAUAGCAGUCGAUCCUCAAAUUGAAACGGCUUCGGGCAAGACGUUUGAUGUGCUCUUCAUUGCCACUGAUGACGGCCGUGUCAUUAAAGCUAUUAACGCAGCGAGUGGUGCGCUAAGUGGUCAUCACUAUCAUAAUACUGUAGUUCCAAUAGUUAUUGAAGAAGUAACAGUGUUUCCAUUGGGAACUGUUAUCACUAACCUAUUGGUGUACCACACCUUUUAUGAAGCAAAACUGUUGGUCGUGUCGAACAACGAAAUUAAAUCAAUAAAACUGUUCCACUGUUUGGCCAAAACAUGUGGAGAGUGUGUGGCUCUUCAAGACCCUUACUGUGCAUUUGAUUUGGCCCGACAACAGUGCACUAGUAGUAGAUCUCGUUUCUGGAAUCGCGAUAAUUUUGUGCAGAACGUUGAGGACGGUUGGGAUCCUCGAUGUCCGGAUGGGCGACCCCCGCCAACGGAAAGCACUAAAAUGCUUAGUCCUGACCCACAAUUACCGCCACAAUAUGCACCCGACGAUCAAAAUGUCAUAGAUUUGGAAUCAACACAACAAACUCCGAUCUAUACGGGAGAGUCAUUUGCAUUGGCGGUCACCACAAGUGUAAUCACAUCAUUAGUCUUGGGUUUCAUAUUGGGUUAUAUAUUUUCCAAGCGCUGCAGGAAAGAGGACCCCAAUAUAUGCUCGCCUUAUGACGACCCGCACCAGUAUUUAGACGGCCGUCUGGCCGCUAGUGAAACAUUCCAAACGCAACCGCCGGUGAAUAAUAAACCAAUUAAUUUAGUUUUAACGACAAACAAGAACUCAAAAAACUUGAAUCUGUCGGUAGAGAACAAACCCAUUCAGAAGGUGAAGAAGAUCUAUUUGUAGGGCACCGACAGCUCAACCGUAGGUUUCUCGACACCAGUGAUUCAUAUGACUCCGAUUACGAGGAUAUUAGCGAACUAUGACUUCGAACAACAUAUGAAUGGGAUCUGUAUUAUAGUGUUGUUCUCCACCGACAGUCUAAACUCAACUCACAUACCGUUACUACAAAACGAAGUCUUAAUAUUAUAUUAAUAUUUAUAAUGCAAACUAUGCAUCAAAUUAUUAUACAAUACUUAUUAU